Messenger RNA from Labrus mixtus (cuckoo wrasse), 3285 nucleotides. RefSeq names its product 5-methyltetrahydrofolate-homocysteine methyltransferase reductase (gene mtrr). The record is from RefSeq and is a predicted model, not a curated record. Gene Ontology annotation, biological process: homocysteine metabolic process. Bases 52 to 2268 code for a protein of 738 amino acids. Gene Ontology annotation, molecular function: flavin adenine dinucleotide binding; FMN binding; [methionine synthase] reductase (NADPH) activity. Gene Ontology annotation, cellular component: cytosol. Lineage: Eukaryota; Metazoa; Chordata; Actinopteri; Labriformes; Labridae. The transcript has 16 exons.
AUCGAGGAGAAGGACAGGAAUUUGUGGCUUUCCACAGCUGUUUUGAAAAGGAUGCCCUGUGAGGUGAAACCUCGGUUCGUGGUUCUGUACGGGUCUCAGAAAGGACAAGCCCAGUCCAUAGCAGAAGGGAUUGCUGAGGAGGCAGAGCAGCACGGACUGGUUGCUGAGCUCAGUUGCCUGGACCAAAAUGACAAGUACAAUUUGGAGAAGGAGAGUGCCCCAGUGGUGUUUAUUGUGUCCACUACUGGAGACGGGGAACCGCCAGACAAUACCCUUCAAUUUGUAAAGAGCAUCAAGAGGAAGACCCUCCCCGCUGACCACUAUAAACACCUUUGCUAUGCACUUUUAGCUUUAGGAGACACAAAUUAUGCAAAUUUCUGUAAUUGUGGGAAGACUAUUGAGCGCCGUCUACAGGAACUUGGAGCCGAACAAUUCUAUGCAGCAGGUUAUGCAGAUGAUGGUGUAGGGCUGGAGGUGGUAUUGGACCCCUGGCUUGAAGGGCUCUGGAAAGCAAUAAAAGCUGCAUUAUCAAAAAUGGCUUCUGAUAGGACUAGUUGCUUGAAAGGGGAAGCAGGGGAAUCAACAAAGGAAGAUUCAUCCAUACCAGAUGUCCAACUAAGCCUCUUAAGCAUCACUGACCAACAGAACUGCAAUUCAGCCAAUUCAUCUUUAGAGACUGUCUCCAAAUUUGCAUCUGCUGCUUCAUCUUCAGCUUCAGCUACACAGACUGCUGUUUCUGAUCUGGUUCCAGCUACUCCUUUGGGAAGUGACGGGUUGGCAUCCCAGUUUCACGAUGCCGCCAGUGUUUCUACAUCAAAACAAGAGACUCAAACUGGGGAUGCUGGCGUUCUCGGGGUUGCACUGGCAGCCUCACUGACACGCUCACUGCCACCGCUGUCGGAGUCCUCUCUUAAUGUUCCCGCUCUGCCUCCUUCCUACCUGGAUGUCUCUCUUCAGGAGGCAGACAUCAUAGAACAGGUUGACGGACCAGCGAACAGAGACAGUCUUCACGAGGUUCCCAUAUCCAGGGCAGUUCAGCUGACCCGAGGAGAUUCAGUCAAAACUGCCCUUCGCUUGGAGCUGGACAUCUCUUUAAUGAGCUAUCAGCCUGGGGAUUCGUUUGAUGUGUUUUGCCCAAACAGGGCCUCUGAGGUGGAGGACAUGCUCCACAGAUUGGCCCUGUCUGACCAGAGGAACCAUCUAGUAAACAUAUCUCUGCGUAAAGACACUAAGAAAAAAGGUGCUCUGGUGCCACCCUACAUCCCCCAGAACAUUUCUCUGCUGUACCUGCUCACAUGGUGUCUAGAGAUCAGGAGUGUUCCUAAGAAGGCAUUUCUCCGUGCACUGGUGGAGCAUACAGGGGACAGUGUGCAGAAGAGGAGACUGCAGGAGCUCUGCAGUAAACAAGGCGCCGCAGAUUACAACCUGUUUGUGAGGGACCCCAGCCUCAGCAUUUUGGAGCUUUUUGCCGCCUUCCCAUCAUGCUCGCCUCCUCUCAGCCUCCUUAUAGAGCAUGUGCCGAAACUGCAGCCCAGACCUUACUCAGCAGCCAGCUCCUGUCUCAGACACCCUGGGAAGCUGCAUUUUGUCUUCAACAUAGUAGAGUUGCCAGCAUGCUCUGUGCGGCCUGCGGGAAGGCAAGGCUUGUGUACGGGUUGGCUGUUUGACCUCAUCCGUCGUGUCCUGGUUUUCCCUGAGAAGGAUGAAUCCUCCAGCAGCACGGACCUGCCAAAGAUCCAUGUGAAGUUGAGACCAAACUGCUCCUUUCGGCCCCCCUCUGACCCCUCGGUGCCCUUUAUCAUGGUCGGACCUGGCACAGGAGUCGCACCCUUCAUUGGCUUCCUCCAGCAAAGAGAGAAGGAGAAGCAGGAGAAGCCCGAGGCCACAUUUGGCGAGACUUGGCUCUUCUAUGGUUGUCGACACAGAGACAGAGACUUCCUGUUCAGAGAGGAGCUGGAGGGAUUUGUGUCCAGCGGUACCCUGAGCCACCUCAAGGUGUGUUUCUCCAGAGACAGCGGGGAGGAGGACGGACGACCCAAAUACGUCCAAGACAACCUGCUAAUUAACAGGCAACAUGUCACCGACAUCCUGCUCAAACAGAACGGUUACCUCUUUGUCUGCGGAGAUGCUAAGAACAUGGCUAAAGAUGUGAAUGACACCCUGAUAGAGAUGAUCAAGACAGAGCUUCAAGUGGACCAGCUGGACGCCAUGAAGACACUGGCGGGGCUGAGAGAGGAGAAACGCUACUUACAGGACAUCUGGGGCUGACAGCAGAUGACAAGAUAAGGGAAUUCUGCAGCAUCCACUGUGCUCUUUUACACCUCCCAAAAAAAUCAAAUCAGCCUUCUCAGCUGUAACCUCCAGAACCAUAAAAUUGCAGAUGCUGAAGCCCAGACUGAGUUUACACCAGCCUUUGCCUCAAAGAUGGAAUGUAGCUUGCUGACCCGGGGAUAUCAGCCCACUACAUCAUCCUGGGCUUUGCUGUUUGAACAGAAAUGACCUUGGUCAGGGCAGUGGUGCUGGAGAUUGGUCCCGCAGUGUGAAAAUGCUUUUAGUGUCGACAAGCCUCUUUUCCUGCCUUCAUCCUGUCUGGGGAAAAGGCAUUUACUUCCGUCGGCUAUGAUGGAGUGACUUUGAUGAGACCGAGAGCGUGAUAUAGCUACAACCUAGAUGGCAAAAACACAGCAAUUUUAAAGUACAGAAGAAAACAGUAAACGGUUUAUUGUCAUUCAGGAAGGAAGAAAUCAUUUUUAAGCAUAGCGAGUACUUUUUUUGGAAUGUGUCAAACCACCUUUGAAUGCCCCAAAGUUUACAUCAGAAAUCACUUUCAGUCUAAAUUCUUACUUUAUUUCUUUCUGCUUCUUUUUGAAUGAAUAAAUAAUGAUUUUAAAGUGCAUCAGAAGAGAGUUCAUUUUCUUAAGUAUUUUCUGGAAUCCUCAUAUUUUCAUCCUAAAUACUGUGGUUAUUAUAAACCUAUCAGUGUUUCCCCUACCAUUAUAUUAGGGGGUGUUUGCCCCUCCAAAAGUUACUGUUUUUUAAAUUUAUUUCAAUAAAAUGGGACUUUUGCCAGUGAUUUAUAGCUUUACUGUGUUAAAUUUAAUUGUAACACUAUUUUAAAACUAUAAAUCAUUGUCUGUCUCCCCCAGCCGACUGCCAGUUUUGGAGCGAAUGAACUCCAACUUAGAACUAAGUCCUGCAAACUUGACCAAAAUCUCUCAAACUGUGGGGAAAACAAACACAACUGUGCCUUGUGUGAUCAGGAAUUAAAAUACAAUUUGGCGUAAA